UCUAGUGAAACAGAGAGGCUACUAUGGUUGUUGUUGCUGGUGCUGCUCCUGCUGCUGCUGCUUCUGUUGCUGCUGCUCAGUACCAGGGGUUGGUUGAGGGGAUCCCCUUGAUGGAGCCUUCCUUGCCCUUCUGCGGCAUCGGCGUCGGCUGGGCCUUGUUUUGUUCAGGUUUCCUUCUCGCCGCUAUUCCCUGGUAUCUCGGCGCUUUUAUACUAUUCUUUGUCGCUUUAGACUACAGAGAGAAACCCGGACUGAUCGCAUGUACAGUGGCGGCGCUUCUGGCACUUAUUCCCAUAUUUCUCAAUGCUUUUAGGUUGUAACUCGAUCUGGUGAUGUAUCGAUGAAUCCUCGUCAAUGUGGUUCACCAGGACGUUCUUUGUUAAUAUUUUAUAUUCAUUGAGUGUGUGCUAUUGUUAAUCAAUGAAUUAAGCGAACCAAGGAAUGCCCUAUUUGACUGAUUGUUGAGUUGUAUUGACACGGAAAUUGCUUUGCUUUCACUCUAGUAAACAUCUUCUCUAUUGUUUUUGCUGUUA
Ananas comosus (pineapple) is the source of this 533-nucleotide messenger RNA. Its product is annotated as 60S ribosomal protein L18a-like protein. The record is from RefSeq and is a predicted model, not a curated record. The transcript has 3 exons. Lineage: Eukaryota; Viridiplantae; Streptophyta; Magnoliopsida; Poales; Bromeliaceae. Bases 24 to 320 code for a protein of 98 amino acids.